AUAUCCCUCCGAGUCCUCCGAUGCCUUGCAAAGGGCCAAUAUGCCUGAAACAAAGAAACUAAUCUGUCCAGCUGCUAUAAAUAUAUCCUAAAACUAAGCCGUCUGAUUUUUUGUUGCUUUGUUUUAUAUACGUUUGAUUUUUUAUUUUUUUUGGUUUAGGUGCUCCUAAGCUACUUUAGAGUUGAUGUUUUCAGAUUUAUGAUGGCCCCCAGCCUCUUAGCGCACAGAUGUUUGGAGACGGUCUGCGCUGCUCUCUGAUUGGUCAGCGGACUCUCAGCGGCGCUUCAAAGGCGCAGAGGAGCUCUAAGUAGAAAAGGAAACGGAGACGGAAACCUCAGACUGAUUGGAUCCAGUCAGAGCACACACAUCACACCCUUAGACAGACAUUACUCCCCGUCAGAGGAACAUAUCACCGCACGGUUCAUGGCAGCGCUGUUAGGCGAGGAACCGAGGCUAGGCAGCACCCCGUUGGCAAUGCUGGCCGCCACCUGCAGUAGAAUCGGGGACCCGACCCCCUCCUGCUCCCCUGCUCUGUCGGAUGGAGCUCCGGGACUCACCAAAGGGUUUCACCCCUGGAGAAAGACUCCCCAGGCCAACAGUAGCGCGAUCACAGCUUCCACUGGAAUCUCAAGGAAAAAUGAUCCAGGACUGACAUCAGAGGCCUCCAGCGCCUUCUCAGUGACACUUCCAAACUCUUCUUCAGGGAGUGAUUUUUCGCUGUACCAGAGCGCCGUACCAUCCUCAGAUUACAGUGUUUCUGAUUCCUCGCCCGCUCAGCGUCCGGUCUUCAUGCCAAAAUUCCCGUCCUCGGUGGAGGGGAUAGCAGGGAUUUAUCAGAGAAUGCAUCCCUAUGAUUCCUGGUUAAAGCCAUCGGGGGAGGUCAGUAACGGGUCUGCUGUAUGGUGGGACAUGGGCACCAACUGGGUUGACUCGCAGAACUCAGCUGGGUUACAGUGCGCCUUGAGCGGCUAUAGUAAUGACUACAGCCCUGCCUUCAGCACUGGUGCGUCUCAGCACCUGCUCCACGGCGCGCAGCAUCUGUUUGACGGCUUUCGGUCACCUGCCUACACAGAGGCUACGACCGCAGCACUUCCUCCGACAGGGGCCCCCGCCGUGUCUGUGCCGACACCCUCCAGGCCCUCGUCGCGCAAAUAUUCUGGUAGAGCUACCUGCGACUGUCCUAACUGUCAGGAGGCGGAGAGCCUCGGUCAGGGCGGUUUGAGUCCACGGCGGAGGAGCGUGCACAGCUGUCACAUCCCGGGCUGUGGGAAAGUUUACGGCAAAACGUCCCACCUGAAAGCGCACCUGCGCUGGCACACCGGGGAGCGACCGUUCGUUUGCAACUGGCUCUUCUGCGGGAAACGCUUCACGCGUUCGGACGAGCUCCAGCGACACCUGCGCACGCACACCGGCGAGAAGCGCUUCGAGUGCCCUAUGUGCCACAAGCGGUUCAUGCGCUCCGACCACCUCAGCAAACACGCGAGGACGCACAGCUCGGAGGGCUCCGAGGACGGCGCCGACCCAGGUUCUCAGAAAGGGAGCGGGGACACGGACAACGGCGUCUCCGUUUGCUCGAGAGAGUCACCAGGGCUGCUUGAGGGCGACCAGAGCGCUCAGAUCGAGAGAUUAGCGGAAUAACGAUGUGGUAACAAAUGGGAAUUUGUUGACAGGAGCCUGAAAAGGGUUUUCAUUGGACACUGAAACACUGAAAUAGCACUUUAUGGUUAACUUCAGCUGUGAAGUGUGUAAACACUGUCUCCUUACCUCAGCUGAUAAUUACAGACUUACAAGAAAUGUGUUCACUACAGUUUCUUAGACACGUUUGAUACAUGCGCCUAAUUUAUUCUACGCGUCUUUCAUAUUCAAUAAAUCUUCAGAAUCAUACUGAUGCAUCUAAUAAGUAAUAUUUAAGUUGAUGUUCUAAAAUAUCUUACAUAAAAAAAUUAAAUUGUUAUAAUUUAUCAAUGCUUGUCCCUGGUAUUAAUAAAACGGGAGAAUUUUGUAAAGUCUUCUGUUUAUUUAAUUUUUUCAGGGAAUUAUGGAAAAGCUAAUUUUUGAUAUAUUCACAAGGCAAAAAAGGUGAGGAAAAUGUAUUACACAAGAAUACGUUAAAGUAAAAAUUUGCUUUACAUCAAAAGAAUCGGUCAAAUGCAAACACACAUAUGUAUAUAUAUAUAUAUAUAUAUAUAUAUCUCAGGUUUUCAGCUGUUUUGAAAAAGCUUAAUAAAAACUUAAUAUUUCUCCCUCUUUAGUUCUGGUCUUGGUUGUCAGGUUGGAUUGGUCCCUGACAAGGAGCUCUAAGAUUUAUUUUAGUCUGUUCAGUUCCUACUUGAAUAUUUACAGGGUUUUUAAAAUCCAUUUUUUCCCUAACUGCCUGUGCAGUGAUUUAAGAACUCGUGUGACAUGAUUUAUUUUCCUGGUGUUGGCCAGGAGCAGUACUCUGAAUGAGUUGCAGCAGGCUAAUAUAAUUUCUUUUACGGAGACCCACAAUUAAAAUAAAUCUGACCAACUAAACAUAAAAGAAUGUGCCAGAUUUUUGUGUCAUCUUUUGACAGGAAAGUCUUUAUUCUUUUAACUUUUUGAGAUUGAAGUAGACUGAAUAGCAGAUUUCAGUCAGCUGGAACUAUUAAUAGCCAGUUUGGGUCCAUAAGAGCAUCUGGUUUCUACCAUACUGUGUGGUUUUUAGCCUGGUUAAGUCAAGCUGAGUGCUGAUUUUUGACCUUGCAGUUUUUGGGACAAUACAAUUAAUUCUAUGUUUUCUGUAUUAAGUUGGAAGAAAAUCUGACCUUUCCACUAAAUGACAAUAUGGACAUUUAUCUGACUGUAAUGGACUGUGGUCAUAUUAUGACAAAAAACUUAAAAUGUGUUCUUCUUAUCAACAUAGGCAUGUGGGUCAAUGUAGUAAUGCUUCAUAAAUUGAGCUAGGGAGAUGUUUGCGAUAUUUAUAAUGCAAAGAGCCAUUUUUGCCCUCAGUCCAGCUAAAUAAAACUGCUUUAGAGCCACUAAUGUUACAUAUUCCUUUGAAAAAACAUGGUUUAUAUUUUUUUAUGAAUAUCUACUAUAGGAAAAAAACAUUAGCGAAAGUGGAUGAAUAGAUUUUCUUUAAUGGGAUGUUGAUAAGUGUGGAGAAUGAUGUAAAAACCCAUAUGGUUUCCAAUCUUAUCAUAAAAACAAUCUAAAAUAAAUAUUACUAGUACUUUUAGUGUCAUGCCGUUGUGAACCUUCAAUGCAAUUACUCCAUAAAAAACUGAAAAAUUGCUAAAACCUGUAUUUGUUAUUACAUCUGUAUUUAAAAAAACAACAAUUUUCAGACAAAGUUAUUAAGAGCCACAGUGGAAGGUCCAAAGAGCCACUUGUGGCUCUGGAGCCACAAGGCCCUGAGCUAGGGGGAACAUGCAGAUAUUGAAUGAAAGUGGUUUUACAAUGGGACCUUGAGGAACGCCACAUAUUUGUUUGCUCAGAUAUAUAAUGGAAAAAUGACACAGAAUCACACAUUCCUCUAAGUCUUCCACUCUGUCAGUGUUUGUGUCAAAUGCAGAAUUGAGGUCCACUCAUCGUUCCUGAAACAUAAGUGUUCAUACGUUAGUCAUUUAAAGUCUGGAUGGUGAGAUGUGUUGUCCUACAUAAGGCCUACACACUAAGGGGAACAUAUAGAUCUAUUUAACAUAUAUUAAUAAUAAACUGAGUCUGAGAAGAAAAUCAAUAACUAUUCAUUGGAAACUUUUUAAAGAUUUCUAAUGUUGAUUUUCUGCUGGACAGUUUCAUGUCAGUUUUUUGACAGGUCUCCAACUAAAUAGAAAUGUCAAAAUGAUUUCAGCUGUGUCCAACACCUCUCACAUAUAAUUUAGUCAAGUUAUUUACCAAACAACAGAUUUGAAUUUGAAAUACAAACAGAGUUGCUAAUUUCUGCAAUUAUUUGCAUCGAUCAAGUCUGUUUUAACCUGAACUUCUGUAGGGUUGCUUGCUAAAGUUGUUAGCAGAAGAUGAUGAUUCUUAUUUUUGUUUACUUUCAGAUAUUUAACUGGUACUGGUUUAUUUAUAUAAGACUCAGAUUUUUCAUCAUGCCCCAAAAAUGUAUUAAAGCAAAUAAAAUUUAUUAAAAUAAA
Molecule: messenger RNA, 4106 nt
Organism: Girardinichthys multiradiatus
Lineage: Eukaryota; Metazoa; Chordata; Actinopteri; Cyprinodontiformes; Goodeidae
Gene: sp8a
Product: sp8 transcription factor a
Exons: 2
Coding region: 424-1638 (404 amino acids)
Biological process (GO): regulation of transcription by RNA polymerase II
Molecular function (GO): RNA polymerase II cis-regulatory region sequence-specific DNA binding; DNA-binding transcription factor activity, RNA polymerase II-specific
Source: RefSeq, a predicted model, not a curated record